ACAAAAACCUCAAAUCAAAACCCAUUUAUUUUCAAGAUAUGUAUCCUAAUCAAAACCCCAUAGUUGAUAGAAAGUUCGAUCUAUCAACUAUUAACCCUAAUUUUCAGAAGAAGGGGUUUCAAAUUGUCUACAAGAGCUUUAUCGGACCACAUUGAGGGACCUUGAAGAGGAAAAGAAUGAGAGAUUGUGGUUCAAGACAGAAUUUUAAGCUUUGCAAGAUUUGGUUCGACUCGGGUGAACAUGAACCAAUGAAUAAGGUGUUUAGCAAACCAGGCAGCAUUUGCCUGCACGUGGAUGGCAAUGGACAUUACAUUCUCAAUUCAGCACCAAAAGAUGCUGUAGUUGUUGGUACUGGAGGCAGCUUUUUAGAUUUGGAGGCUGUGGCCUGUGCAAAAGGACGCCAGUUCGUUUGUUUGUCGCAGUGGGUGGAGAUGUCGUUGCUGGUAGAGAUUGGCUGCAAGUGUUGGCGAGAGGAAACACUAGCCUGGUUGUAUGAAAUGGAUGUAGGGGAUGAAAAUGGCGCUAUGAUUCGUAAAAUCUUAAUCAACAAAGAAGGGAAUUCGGCGUGCGGAAGAGUACACCGUGAAGAAGAUGAAGAUAGAGUUGGGUCAAUCAAUGGAAAUGGGAACCAUACACGGAGAAAUUUUGGUUAUGCAAGGGGAUUACAAGCUGAGGUUAUAUUCAUUCAACUCUGUUUCAGCGCACUUCGUGAGAGAGAGCUAUGGCGAUGGUUCAUCUUCUGCAGACGUGUCAAGAACUCGUGAUUAACAUUGUAUCAAACUGGCAAUAUAUCGGAGUACUUGCCAAGGUGACUUGAGUAAGGUCAAUAAGUUAUGCUCAUAUGCUUGUUAAACUUUUCAAUGCAACUAACAUGAAUAAAAAUUUAUGCACCAACUGGAUGUUAUGUUAGAAAGAAAUUGUUAUAUUAGAUGUUGGUUUACACUAUAAGUUCAUAAUUCUGUAAAAUAUUGCAAGGAU
This is a messenger RNA of Papaver somniferum (opium poppy), 978 nucleotides long. RefSeq lists its product as uncharacterized. The record is from RefSeq and is a predicted model, not a curated record. NCBI's taxonomy places the organism in Eukaryota, Viridiplantae, Streptophyta, Magnoliopsida, Ranunculales, Papaveraceae. Bases 177 to 764 code for a protein of 195 amino acids. The transcript is spliced from 10 exons.